Messenger RNA from Mercenaria mercenaria, 847 nucleotides. RefSeq lists its product as uncharacterized. The record is from RefSeq and is a predicted model, not a curated record. NCBI's taxonomy places the organism in Eukaryota, Metazoa, Mollusca, Bivalvia, Venerida, Veneridae. The transcript has 2 exons. The coding region runs from base 168 to 509 and encodes 113 amino acids.
UCCGCGUUACAUCGUAUAGUCGGAGUACCUUUGUCCUAGCGGUAUUGAUUACAAACUGGUUUAGUACGCUCGAAUGAUUCGAGCUAUACAUGAGAGAUUUUUCUUUAUUGAAAUCAGUUCUAGCGAGUCACUACUAGAGACGACAUCGCCUUAAUUCAUCUGCAAAUAUGGAGCCUCAACAAAUUCAAGAUAUGAUAGACACCACAUUACGGACAUCUUUACAGGAACACAGAACUUCGAUGUUGACAGACAUGGAGAAAGUUUUUGAAAAGAUAAGUGGCAAUUCAAAUUUAGAUCAAAUGGACAAAAUUUCUAGCAUUUUGACCGGUAUGCCAACUUUCAAAAGAAAAUCUAAUGCAGAACAAUAUAAACACAAUUCAAAGGUUACUGUUGCUUUAGAGGCUGCCGAUAAAUUAAUUCUAUCAGGCAAUGCUGAGGAAAGCCGAAAGAAAAUCGCCGAAGCUCAGGGUUUGAUUGCACAUAGACAAAAAACUCAUACGUUUGGCUGAUACCUCAGAACUCGGAUGGCGGGUUGUGAACGAGUACGAGGCCAACCCGUUGGCUGAUGACUCGGAUGAUGAAAAGAAGAUUCUCCAGGCCGAAGCGAGGGCAAACAGAAAAAUGAAAGCGGAAAAGACUAAGAAAACACGCAAUGCCAGGGGCUUGCCGUACAGACGACCGACAGCGACGUCUACUGGCACUGUUCAAGCAGCAGUUCCCAUGGUUCCGCAGACGGCACCUCGUCGUCCAGGGUUAUGCUUUGCCUGUGGGAAAGCAGGUCAUUGGAAAGGUUCAGCGGAAUGUUCUGCGAAUAUGUCAAACAAUAAGAUAAGUAAUCUUAGUUAUA